Frieseomelitta varia is the source of this 2217-nucleotide messenger RNA. Its product is annotated as endoplasmic reticulum lectin 1. The record is from RefSeq and is a predicted model, not a curated record. The transcript has 7 exons. Gene Ontology annotation, biological process: retrograde protein transport, ER to cytosol; endoplasmic reticulum unfolded protein response. The coding region runs from base 349 to 1875 and encodes 508 amino acids. NCBI's taxonomy places the organism in Eukaryota, Metazoa, Arthropoda, Insecta, Hymenoptera, Apidae. Gene Ontology annotation, cellular component: endoplasmic reticulum lumen.
AUUGGCGUAAAAAAAUAACACGUAUACUGUUUACGUGGUAUAAAAUUACUGGCACUUGGACGUAAUUUUAAGUGUAGUGUCAAUCUCUCAAGAAAGUCAUUUUAACGAGAACAUUGAAACGUUUAUUAAAGUAAUAAUAAGAGUAAAGAGUAAAAUUUAAACUAUUUGAAAAUUAGUCAUAUAAAUAUAACAUAAUACUUUCGUCUAGUACAAUCGGACAAAUAUUUUUUAACCAUCAAACAGUGAUACGAAAUAGAUUUUGGUCUAGACAUCGUUGUCGUCAUAAGCCUGAACAUAUCGUACAUAUUGGCUAAAGAUAUGAUGAAAUAAUUGUCAUUUCACAUAAAAAUGUGGACAUACUGUAGUGUUUAUAAUGUACUGUGUAUCAUAGCUAUAGUGUAUGGACACAAUUUCAGAAGUUUUGAUGAUACUGUUCUUUUUAAAAUCAACUGGCCUGGUAAAGCUAGCUCGGAUUUAUUGGAGUCUAGAACAAAUGUGGAACCUUAUAUUAUAACAACUGCGAAUAAAGAACGGUAUCAAUGUUUAAUAGUUGAUAAUUCAGAGCAAGAGCAAAAUUAUAAUGAACCAUACAGUGGACCAAAUCCAAUAGAAAUUUUAUCACCACUAUUUAAACAAAAUACUUGUUCUUACAGAGUUGAAUCUUAUUGGUCGUAUGAAUUAUGCCAUGGACGAUAUGCACGUCAGUAUCACGAGGACAGAGAUGGAAAGAAAGUGAAGACACAAGAGUACUAUUUAGGUACUUUUGAUAAAUUGCAAGAGUUAAAGCUUCUGGCUGAAUAUGCCGAAAGAGAAGAGACUAGGAAAUCAGAUAUACCAGUUAAAAAGGUUGAUGGAAUCAAUAUGCCAUAUGUUGAAAUUGAAAUGAGUGAUGGUACAAUUUGUGAUCUAACUAAUAAACCACGAAAGAUAAAAGUUCUUUAUGUUUGUUACCAACACGGAAAACAUGAGUUGUUUUCAUUAGAAGAACCUUCUAGUUGUGAAUAUGAAGUUAUUGUCCUUUCACCUUGGCUAUGUAAUCAUCCUGACUAUAAGCCACAAGCUACAGGGGAAAAUGAAAUUAAUUGUCAUCCAGUUGAGAAUGCACCAAAAAAGCCUAGAUCUCUUGUUGCGAUGGAAAUGGAAAGUCUAAAACUUCGAUAUCAAAAAGUAACGGAUGACAAGCUGCAGGAAGUCUAUGCAAUCUUCCAUGUAGAUAAGGAGGGCCAGGAUGGUGAAGCACGUGUUAGAGUUGAAAUACAUCCUGUUGGUGUUAUUGAUAAACAUAAUAAUAUUGAAGAUUCUAUAAAUUCGUUAGCAGAUCAAGGUAUUAGUCCAGCGGAAGUGAGUCCCGUAAAAAAUUUCCUUAGCGGAAAAAAUUGUUUACAUGGAGGCAAUGGAUGGUGGAAGUACGAAUUUUGUUAUGGACGCUCUGUGGUUCAGUAUCAUAUAGAACGCGAUGGUAAAAAAACCAUAGUAAAUCUUGGUAAAUUUGAUAAGCAGAAACAUUUGGAGUGGAUUGCUGCACACCCACAUAAGAAACCAAAGUCUCCAGAAUUGCGGAAACAACUUUCUCAUUUUUAUAGCGAUGGUACUAUUUGUGAUAAAACUGGCAAUCCAAGACAAACGGAGGUAAAAUUAAAAUGUGUUGAAAGUCAUACGGCCAGUCCAUCGAGUGUUUCUCUUUUUCUAGUCGAGCCGAAAACAUGUGAAUACGUUCUAGGUGUUGAAUCGCCACUGAUCUGUGAUAUUUUAGAAUAUGCCGAUGAAAAUGGACUUCUUAGUGAAAAAUUUGAAGUAAAUUUCGAGAAACUGAAAACAAGCGCUUUUCACGAAUAUGACGAUUUGGACGAAAGGAUAGCAAACGGAGACGAUUAGAAUGUCAUUCAACUUAUAGAUAUUAGUUGCGAAACAAAAUUUCUAGUGAUAAAAAAAAUAACAGUAUUAACAUUUCGGACACAUUGCAUUUACUUUCACUAAAUUAAAUAAAAAGAUUCGGAUUUUUUUUAAUAUUCAAUAUAUGUCAAUAUACAAAUCUUAUGCUUCAAAAGUUUUCAGACAUUUUAUAAUACAUAUGUAAACAUAACAAUUCUUUAAAACAUAUAGUGUUGUUAACACGUUAUUAUGAAUUAUUGAGCCACAGAGAUUGUAACAUUUACAAAAACAUUUUCACUCUAAGAUUUUGAAAGGAAUAAUUACAAUCUCCUAUAUUAAUUUCUA